Octopus sinensis (East Asian common octopus) is the source of this 1042-nucleotide messenger RNA. RefSeq names its product E3 ubiquitin-protein ligase mib1-like. The coding region runs from base 65 to 775 and encodes 236 amino acids. NCBI's taxonomy places the organism in Eukaryota, Metazoa, Mollusca, Cephalopoda, Octopoda, Octopodidae. The record is from RefSeq and is a predicted model, not a curated record. The transcript has 7 exons.
GGAAAUAAUUGCCUGCAUCUGGCGUUAAAAAAGAGAAAACAACUUUCAUUCUGAGGUGGAGCACAUGACCAUGUUAGAUCAGUACUUAAAAGAUCUGAAACUGGGAAAGAAAGAAAGGUACUCUGAUGUGGUAGUUGCUUGCUACCUAGCCCACCACGGGGCCAACUUUUACUGUAAAAACAAAAGUGGUAGAACACCAUUGGACCUAAUAGAAAAGGAAAAUUUUAAAAAGACGUUAAAUAUGUUAUUCCCACCAACGCACCAUGGUGGAGGAAGACGCAUGGACCAGGCACUGAAGGGACCAAUCAGAUGUGUGUUUUGUGAAGACGAAGUGGCCACAGAGACGUUCUUUCCAUGUAGACAUCUUUCGCUGUGUAAGAAAUGCUGUCUCCCAAAGAUACCUAAACGAUGCCCUAUGUGUAGACAGAAUAUAACGAGCAAAAAUAGUUUGGUUGGUCCAAAUUCGUCAAAGAUGGAAGUCCAGAUGGUGGCAGGACCAGUUGGGAGUCCACAGCUGAAGGAGAAGGAUCUUCUGAGAGUGGCUAAGAGGUUAGGAAGAGAUUGGUGGCAAGUAGCAAUUUUUUUAGGAGUUGAUACAACUAAACUGAAAAUUGAUGAUGAGUCUAUUGACGCUGUAAAACAAGGCUACCUGAUGCUUUACGAAUGGUACAGGAAUUGCGACCCAGAAACACGGACACACGCAACAUUACGUGCAGCUCUUGAAGAAGCUGAAUGUGUCGCUGCGAUGGAAUGUCUGUCAUUAGACGCAAAGUGAAUUCUGUGUAACUGUUGUUGUUUAGCCUCAGAUUAACCUUGACCAAACAGAGACUUAUGAUCAAACGCAUUCCAGCCAAGACCAUCAUGCCUAUUUCCAAAGAGAACCCACAACCACAUUGUCCAAUAUGCCCUUCUGUACAGUGGUAUCGUGUGAAUUUAGCUACCAAUUCUAGCAGGUAUAUCAACCACAUAGUGAUCCCUUCACUGGUUUGGCUCCUUUGUUAAAAAUUCACAUUUAAAAUAAAGACAAACUUUGAAAUGUUCA